Messenger RNA from Choloepus didactylus (southern two-toed sloth), 1423 nucleotides. It is a transcript of the gene TMED9, whose product is annotated as transmembrane p24 trafficking protein 9. Gene Ontology annotation, cellular component: endoplasmic reticulum; endoplasmic reticulum-Golgi intermediate compartment; Golgi apparatus. The coding region runs from base 32 to 745 and encodes 237 amino acids. Gene Ontology annotation, biological process: COPI coating of Golgi vesicle; intracellular protein transport; endoplasmic reticulum to Golgi vesicle-mediated transport. NCBI's taxonomy places the organism in Eukaryota, Metazoa, Chordata, Mammalia, Pilosa, Megalonychidae. The record is from RefSeq and is a predicted model, not a curated record. The transcript is spliced from 5 exons.
CCGCCGCGGCUGCGCGGGCAGGUGGGGCAAGAUGGCUGCGGAUUGGGGGUUUUGGGUCUUUGGGCCCGGGUUCGGAGCCGGACGGGGCAGGGUGGCGCGGGCUUUCCUGCUGCUGCUGCUGCUAUGGUUUGCGGCCCGCGGCAGCGCUCUCUACUUCCACAUCGGGGAGACGGAGAAGAAGUGCUUUAUUGAGGAGAUUCCGGACGAGACCAUGGUCAUAGGAAACUACCGCACGCAGCUCUAUGACAAGCAGCGGGAGGAGUACCAGCCGGCCACCCCCGGGCUUGGCAUGUUUGUGGAGGUGAAGGACCCAGAAGACAAGGUCAUCCUGGCCCGGCAGUAUGGCUCUGAGGGUAGGUUCACUUUCACAUCGCAUACUCCUGGUGAGCACCAGAUCUGUCUUCACUCCAAUUCUACCAAGUUCUCCCUCUUUGCUGGGGGCAUGCUGAGAGUUCACCUGGACAUCCAGGUGGGUGAACACGCCAAUGACUAUGCAGAAAUUGCUGCCAAAGACAAGUUGAGUGAGUUGCAGCUACGAGUGCGACAGCUGGUGGAACAAGUGGAGCAGAUCCAGAAGGAGCAGAACUACCAGCGGUGGCGAGAAGAGCGCUUCCGGCAGACCAGCGAGAGCACCAACCAGCGGGUGCUGUGGUGGUCCAUUCUGCAGACUCUCAUCCUCGUGGCCAUUGGUGUCUGGCAGAUGCGGCACCUCAAGAGUUUCUUUGAAGCCAAGAAGCUGGUGUAGCCAUCCUAUGCCUCACAGGCCAUCCUUCCUCCCAGGCUGGGGAAGAAAGGACCUCCUGGAACUGAUUUCUCUCUGGUGAGAGGACUCUUUCCCAGCCAUGGAUGCUCUGGAGGGGAGGGGAUUGGAGACACUCCCAGGCACAAGCUGAGGGCAGCAGUUUGGCUGUAUUACUUAGCUGGUGGUGGGACAAAUGCUUGCGUCCUCCCCUGGGCUCAGGGCCCUUUGCAGUAAUCUCUCAGGGGCUGGUAAAGCCACUGGGAGCCCCAUUGGCACCUUAAAAUCACAGUGUUACUGAUCAGGGAUGUGGGGCUGCUCUCUGGGGUGGGAUGGAGGUAGGGGAGGGGGUGGGCAAGCCAGUCUUCCUUUGCUAACUUGGGAUUUUAAGCAGAUUAGAGUGUGGCUGUGACUUCUUGCUACCCUGGGAACCUCACUUCAGCCUAGGCCCAGCCUGCUGAUCCAGGGUGUGUGUGUCACUUGAGAGUGGGGUAGAGGGGAAAAUGAGUCCAGCUUCUUCAUUUGGUUUGUUCUUUUCUAGGGCUAGAGGAACCAGGGUCUUGUCAAGCAGAGGCCUUGGUGCUGGUUGGGAUUGGGGCCUGCAGUCUUAGUUAUUGAUUUCAUUUUCAAUAAGUCUAAGUUUGUUACAUUGGUUUCCCAAUUAAAAAAGAAAUUGACUUCUUA